UAAUUUAGAUAAAUUGAGGUUAUGUUAUAUACACUAAGAAUUCUAUGUAUACACUUCUUGUUUCGUUUGUAAACAUACAUCUAUAUUCUUGUUUUAAAGAUUAUUAGUUAACCGAAAACCAAAGCAGACGCUACUAUAGACACAAAUCUCUCAAAACUGUGACUUUGUGCAACAAUCCAACAAACAUGAAAACCUCAGACUCUGACAAAGAAAACAACAACAGAAGAGCAUUGACCACAACCCAGGACCGAAAACUGUACUACCAAGAACUACUAAACAAAGUAGAAGACAUCAGCGAAAACGCAGAUCUUGGUUUAGAGACAGCCGAAGAAAUCGGCGAAAUCAUCAGCGAAACCAACGUCCUAGAAACGGAAUAUGACAUCAGCAAACGAUAUCAGUAUGCUGAAGAAACCCUUCUUGACUCCAUGGUGUUAUCAUCAGCCAGUGGAAUCCUAGUAAAGUGCAUAGAAUCCCUAGAUGUGAACGCUGAAAGCUACAUUCCGGCGGAAUUCGCCUCAAACAUCAUGUCUUAUUGCAACCAAGAUGGUGAAUUUGAAGCAGAUGAUCUGCUUAAGUUGUUACCAGAUGUAAAUCAUCUGAUUCCACAAGCGCCUGAGUAUAAUUUUGUCUAUGGAACGUAUGAUUUGUACAAUUUGCCACAGCCAAAGCAGAAGAAGGAACGUCAGAAGCAGCAAAAGGACAAGUUUGAGAGGAAAGUCCCGGAAAAAGUGACCAAUUUGCAGAGUGAGGAGCAAGGAAUUGAAGAAAUUAUUAAAGUGUUGUAUGAUGUUUUAACUGAAUGUUAUGAAAGAAAUAAUGAAGAGAGCAUUAAGUACUAUGACUACGUUAUAGACACUGAUAGUUUUACUAACACUGUGGACAAUAUUUUUCACUGCGCUUUUUUGAUUAGGGAAGGGCGGGCCCACCUUGAUUUAGAUAACAGAGGCACACCUUAUAUUAAACCUAUUAAAAAACGACAAUUGAAGCAAUUCCGUGAUGAAGGCGGCGUGAAUUCGCAGUUCAUUUCGGCGAUAACGGUGUCCGAAUGGGAGACGUUCAAGAAGGAGGGAUAUAUCCAAAAGUAUAAAAAUCGGAGACAAUAGUUGACAAUUUUAAUAUUUUAA
Zophobas morio is the source of this 1124-nucleotide messenger RNA. Its product is annotated as non-structural maintenance of chromosomes element 4 homolog A-like. NCBI's taxonomy places the organism in Eukaryota, Metazoa, Arthropoda, Insecta, Coleoptera, Tenebrionidae. The transcript is spliced from 5 exons. The coding region runs from base 186 to 1103 and encodes 305 amino acids. Gene Ontology annotation, biological process: DNA repair. Gene Ontology annotation, cellular component: Smc5-Smc6 complex; nucleus. The record is from RefSeq and is a predicted model, not a curated record.